Molecule: messenger RNA, 1839 nt
Organism: Wyeomyia smithii (pitcher-plant mosquito)
Lineage: Eukaryota; Metazoa; Arthropoda; Insecta; Diptera; Culicidae
Exons: 6
Coding region: 1-1434 (477 amino acids)
Source: RefSeq, a predicted model, not a curated record
AUGAGUAAUGGAGAUCAUUUUGUCGUAGUGCAAACCACAGAGGCUGGAGCUCCUUUGUUGUCGGUGGUUCCACAUCAGUGGGUUCGUGGGAAUGUUCUGUUGUGGCCUACCAAAAAUGCGAACAGCUUGUGCAAGGAUGCUUCCUCGAAGCCAGCCGCUUCUUGGAGUAAACUUCCUUGUGUAGUCAAACGGAAACAUAUUGCAACUUAUGCAGCAGCGGAGCAGCAAGCAGCCGACCUGUCAGGAAUGUCAACAGACGUAUCGGACUUCGCACCACGGAAAAAAACCAAAAAGAAUCCGAGAAUACAUUUCCUGCAAUCACAACAGCCAACGGCCGAACAGUAUUUAAACGCGUCCAACCUUUUGCAAUGCAUCAUAGACAAUGACACAGUCAGCCAAUCACUUCAGCCAUCUCAAAUAGUCCUUCAAACCUCCAACCAAGAAUAUCUUCAACAGGAGAACACAGAGGAUAACAAUGUUAUUUCUGGAGAAUACGUGCUCAAUAUCUCACAGCCUUCCCUAGAUAGCGAAAAGAUCGUACAAGACAUAUCAAAGAAAAUUGAAGAACAAUGUGCGAAAACCAAAACGGAAAUCGUUAAUACUAUUGAGGUAUUGCUGGUGAGAACAGUAGCUGCAUUGAAAAGCGACUUCGAUGUCAAAAUAGCAGCUGUAUUCCGUUCACAGGCAAACAAUAUUGUAGACAACCAAAACUUUACUUUCUCACCAGCGGCAUCAAUCGAAGAUAUUAAACAAUUAGAAAAGAAUUUGACUGAUGAAACUUAUACUGAUAAACUUAUGGUCUUUAUGCAUAAAGUAAUUGGUCAUACUGGUGACAAUUGUAACGGUCAAAAUAUGUGCUAUGCUUUGGUCGACCAGUUCUUCGAGCGUAAUGUCAUGUUGAAUUGCUCAUGGAGCGGGGGAAGCAAGAGCAAUAUUCCGAAGUUUGCAAUGAAAGAUUGCAAAAAUAUUUCAUGUGUUUUCUUCAGAAUCGUUCAUAACGGUAACCCUACCUUUUCGAAAAAACUCCUGGAAAAUUUUUUCAAGCAGGUGUUGCGAAACUCGAAAACACGUAGUCAAGCAAAAGGCUUGCGCCAACCAACGAUUCAUCGGAGAGGUAAACAAAAAGCGAAGAAAUGUGAUAAAGAAACGAACAAUAUUAACAAUUCCCUGACGGAAAUCCUGAAAAUUGAGAAUCACGUUUUGAAUCUGAAUGAAAUUGAAGAAGAAGAUGGCGUUCAAGAAUACGACAAGAAUAAUCCGCUUGAGGAAUAUGAAAAAGAGGAAAUUUGUGAAAAUAUCGGAGAAGAUGUUGAUACCGAUGAUGCUGACGAUGAAGACGGCGAUGAAAUUGGAACGGAAGAUGAAGACAGCAAUGAAGUCGAAGAUAAACAAGAAGAUAAUCUAGCCAUUAAUAAAAAUGAGAUAGUAAUGUAAUUUUGAUAAUUCUCAUAUAGCAUAAAUUAGAAGUUUUAAUGUGUUACUUUUAUUAAAAAUUUCCUGAAGUUGUUUUUAAUGUAAAUUUGACAUGUUUGCUCGCUUAAAAUACAUAUGUUUCUAGAAACUUUGAACUGUUAAAUUUGUUGAGCUUGUGUUUAUCUUUUUAGUCAGCACAAAAUGUAUGAAGUAACGGUAACAAUACAACAUUGUUUCGCGUAUACGGGACAACUACAAACUUACAAAACAUUUCAUUUAUAGUGUAUGCCUUCCUGGAACUAAUACAUAAAUUUGUCAAAAAAAUAUAUAGUUUUGAUGAAGGAAUUGGAAAAUCAAAAAAGUUAUAGAAAUUUGAUACGGGGGAGCCAUGAAUAGUAAUGUUAUUAAAAAUAUCAAUUGUAGCAU